Molecule: messenger RNA, 643 nt
Organism: Acyrthosiphon pisum (pea aphid)
Lineage: Eukaryota; Metazoa; Arthropoda; Insecta; Hemiptera; Aphididae
Exons: 3
Coding region: 88-522 (144 amino acids)
Source: RefSeq, a predicted model, not a curated record
UUACAACAAAUUAGUAAUUACAAUUUGAGUACAUCUUAUUGUGUUAGUUAAUAGCUAUUACCAAUUAAUAUUGUUAUUUGUUGUAUAAUGGGUUCGUUUUGUUCAAAGACUAGCAGUCAAAUUACACGUGCUAUAGAAAAAACUUCAAGUACACCACAAAUACGACAACCACAAGUGAAAUCUAAACUUGAUCCAAACUCCACAUUACCUGCACCAACCAAUAAACAACCUUCGUCUUUAUCCAAUCAGCCAAAAAAAAAAGGAGUUGUAGGAAAAAUUGCUAAGCAAGCAACAGCAGUUGCAAUAGGAACUGCAGUAGGUAAUAAAUUAUCAAAUAUGUUUGAUGAUAAAAAAGAUGUUGAAACAACAGUUGAAUCACCUACCGAGACAGAUAAUUCAAAAUAUAAUAUAGAUAAUCAAAUGAAAAAUGAAGAAUUAACUGAAGAUGACAGUGGUGAACAAGGAGAUCAAGGAGAUCAAGGAGAUGAAGAAGAUGAAGAAAAUGAUGAUGAUUCAAAUUAAUACUAAUAAUAAGCAUUAAAUAAUUUAAACAAUAGGUUGUUGAAUUAAUGUAGAAUAUAACACAAUGAAAAGGCCACAACAUUUUUUAUAAAUCAUCCGGAAAAACAAAAUAAAAAUAAAU